AUGGCGGACGAUGAGUUGGUGCUCGCGACCUCGGCCGUGGACGCCGGCAUCGCUUGCUGGGACCUCAGAUCCGGCUCCGAGCGUCUACGCCACCGUCCCUGCGCCUGCGCUCCUGCUGGCCUCCUCGCGGUUGGCUGCGGCCGCUUCCUUGCAGCCUCCCAGCUCCCCGACCACCCCUCCUCCACCUCAGCCCCCAUCUUCUUCUUCUCCUGGGAUAAACCUCAGGUGGAGGUGCGGAGCUUUCCCGCUGAGCCAAUCUGUCCGCUUCUCUCCAACUCCGAUGGAACUUUCAUCUUCGGCGGUGGCUCCUCGGGAUCCAUCUAUUUAUGGGAGGUGUCCAGUGGAAAGUUGCUUAGCAAGUGGAAUGCCCAUUACCGUUCUGUUACUUGUCUCACCUUGUCAGAUGAUGAAUCCAUGCUCAUCUCUGGAUCUGUGGAUGGGAGUGUCAGAGUGUGGUCACUUUUGAUGAUGUUUGAUGAGAUUGGGAAAGAGGCAGUGAGGAAUUUGUAUGUCUAUAGUUUCUCAGAGCAUAGUUUGCGAGUGACUGAUGUUGUUUCUGGUCAUGGGUUUUGCAACUCCAUCAUUGUAUCAUCGUCUGAGGAUCGCACUUGCAAGAUCUGGAGCUUGUCCAAAGGCAGGCUGCUGAGGACUGUUUACUUCCCCGCUAUUAUCAAUGCCAUUGCUAUGGAUCCCGGUGAACAUGCAUUUUAUGCUGGUGGUAGGGAUGGCAAGAUAUAUAUUGUUGCACUUAAUGGGGAACAUAAUCCUGACAGCAGCCAUGGCUUGUUUAUUAUAGGUUCCUUAACCGAUCACAGCAAAGCAGUUACUUGCCUAGCAUUUAGCAUAGACGGUGUUACAUUGGUGUCGGGGUCCGAAGAUGGUACAGUUAGAGUUUGGGAUGCUAAAAAGAAGCUUGUCGUUCGAGUUCUAAAACAUAUGAAAGGUCCUGUCAAUAAUGUUAUUAUUGUCCGGCAACAAUCCUGCUCAGAUUCUCAAGUUCUCCAAUCCCGAAAGCGGAUGCAUUUGUCAAUGCCACCACCAUUAAAUAAGUACAUCAACUCAACUGAUGGUGAACUUGAAAGCCAGGCUGUGAUUGUUCCUCAGCCAACACGUGAACCUCUGGACACCGGAUAUUGCAGUUCAACUGUGAUGAAGAAUCAAAUUAAAGAACUACAGAAUUCAUCGAGAGCCACGGAAAUGGAGGUUGAAAAACUAAGGAUGCAAUGUGCAAGAUCUGCUCAAGUGGCCCAACAAUGGAGCAAAUUAUAUCAAGAUUUGCAGGAUGUUUAUGUGGAUAAAAUGCUUGAUGACAACUAAUUGGGUGUUGGCAUUUGCUAAGAUACUUUUUAUUGCUUUCAUUUGCCUAGUUUUUGGAAAAAUGUAACACGUAAAUUGUUUGUUACAUGAGUUAAUAGAGGGUCAGCUUUGAAUAAUUCUAUUUAUGUGAUGUUUGUGGAUUAAUUUUUAUAUAAAAUUUUU
This is a messenger RNA of Dioscorea cayenensis subsp. rotundata (Guinea yam), 1479 nucleotides long. Its product is annotated as protein ROOT INITIATION DEFECTIVE 3-like. The coding region runs from base 1 to 1317 and encodes 438 amino acids. Gene Ontology annotation, molecular function: protein binding. NCBI's taxonomy places the organism in Eukaryota, Viridiplantae, Streptophyta, Magnoliopsida, Dioscoreales, Dioscoreaceae. The record is from RefSeq and is a predicted model, not a curated record. Gene Ontology annotation, biological process: DNA-templated DNA replication; rRNA processing. The transcript is spliced from 8 exons. Gene Ontology annotation, cellular component: nuclear pre-replicative complex.